CGAAAAGCACUUUGAUCGCGAGUAAUUAUCAUUCACGUAUUUUGUUAGCUUCCAAUAGUCGAAAUAAUCUGGAAGGCAAUACGUAAGCUCUAAUGACACAUCUCGGCAAUUCUGCCACCCAUCUUCCUUUUUUGAACUUGCCCUCCCAAGUCCCCACAGCUAUAAGAGCUGGGAUGGAACUCGCCACCGACUCGUGUGCUCCGCUGCCAUGCCCUCUCGACACAUUAUGACGCUGCUUGCCCCUGCUUGGGGACACACUCUGCCCUACAUCCACCUGAGCACGCGCAUGCUGGCGCAAGAUCCCGAGCUGGGCGUCACCAUCGUGCAGCACAAUCUGAUCCGUUGGGUCCAUCCAUGAGCAUGCGGCACGCGAGGACUGACUGGGCUUCAUAGUGCCUAAGUUGCUGAAGGAGCUCAGCGCGUGCGCGUACGACAAGGAUCGUCUGAGGAUCAAGGCUGUCGGCGUUAAAGAGUGGGUUGUGCAUUCCUCAUGUCACUGCGCGACCCUUAUUCUCGACGAAGGGUCAAGUUCUCGCCCGAGGUCGUCGAAGAGGCGAAUAAGCAGCUCGCAGAGGGUUGGCUCGACUUUCUUACCGAAGCGGUUGGAGCUGCACAGCCGUUGGCGUGGCCGAAACCUCACACGGUGCACAUGGAUUUCUUUGUCGGUGGCUUCGUCAUCAACCCGACAAAGGCGAUCUUAGGGCCCGCCACCAAAGUCGUGCUCUGGUGCUCCGCGGGAGUAACGAUCUGCCCCGACCACUUCGGCGAAUACAAUUUCGGGAAAAUCGCGCGCGAGAUAUUUGCCGACGAGGAGCGACGCGCAGGGCGCUCACUGGAGGAGAUCCUCGGCGACGUGGUCGUGGCCUGGAACGGGAGCGACAAGCUCGAUGGGCGGGUCGUUGACCUCGUGGGUGCGCUCCAGAUAUACGACUACGAACGGAACGCGCAGGGUGCCGGAGGGCCGCGACAAAUCGCGCCCGUUUGGGCGGCUGCGCAGGAGCUGGCUGCGGUUGCUGACGCACUGCUUUGUCCGGCCAGCAGCGCAUUGGAGCCCCUUGGCGCGCCUUACUGCCGGCAAUAUUACGAGAGUCGCGGCAAGGAACUGUUCUUGGUGGGCCCGCAGAUGAACGACACAGAAUGGGAGGUGUCAGUUGUGGGCACUGGCCCCGGUGAGCCCCGAGUCAAGGCCUUCUUAGAUGACUCGCUCGCGAAGUACGGCCCCAAGUCGGUGAUGUAUAUAUCAUUCGGAUCUCUGUUCUUCCCCGUUGCGACCCCCCAUCUCGUGGAGACAAUGAUCCAAGUGCUUCUGGAUCUCGAGCCUCCCCUUCCGUUCAUUUUGGUACUCGGGGGAGCCAUGGCCACGCUCCCUGAUGAAACGAUCGAUCGUGUUCAUUCGAGUGGGAGGGGAUUGGUGUGCGACUUCUGGGUCGACCAAAAGGCCAUCCUGAAGAGCGGAGCGGUGGGCUGGUUCUUGACACAUGGUGGCUACAACUCGCUGACCGAAUCAUUGAGUCAAGGGAUUCCACUCAUCUUUUGGCCGAUCGCCGGAGAGCAAGCAACCAAUGCUGCCAUGUUUUCAACCGGAUCCAAUCCCAUCGGCAUCGAGCUCUUUCAGAUACGCACUGGGACUCAGCUCCGUCCUUCGCUCCGUCCUGACGCGCCAAAAAUCACGGGCACAGUGGAGGACGCGAGGGCAGAGUUCGAAAUGACGUUCCGAUCUCUAAAGGGUCCCAAGGCGGCAGCUCUUACGCGGAACGCGGCCCGGAUCGCGGAACUCUGGCGUGUGGAGAGGAUCGAUGGGGAACCUGCGCGAGAGAUUAACCGGUUGACAGCAUUCGGAGGCGGAGACGGAUAUGUAUCAGCGGGAAAAACCUUCAUUGCAUGAUGACUCUCCACCGGCUUUGGACGGGUCUCCUUGAGCCGGAACGCGGCUUAGAAAGCAAAUAUAAGAGUUCUGUUGUCAGCUUAAAUAUCAAAGUAAAUCAGUGGUGGAAAAAUCACACUCGCUACUACAAGACCAGUUGAAAGAAGGCUUCUAUCUUUAGAAUCAGCACCUCACAAACUCCCGCAAGUAUUGUAAGACGCUUAAAUCCAUUUCAACGGCCCACGCUGUCUUCUUACCAGCUUCUUGCUGUUCUACCUGUCAACGCCUGAGGCUAAUUUACCGAGCAUAAAAACUGGGAUGGACGAAGUUAUCGUCUCACACAUCCGCCUAUGCCUCGCCGACACAUUCUGACGCUGCUCGCUCCGGCGUGGGGCCACACUCUGCCCUACAUCCAUCUGACGACACGCAUGCUGGCCCAGGAUCCGGAGCUCGUCAUCACCAUCGUGCAGCACAAUCUGAUUCUGCCCAAGAUGCUGAAGGAGCUUGACGGCUGCACAUAUGAUCAGAGCAGGCUCAAGAUCGAGAGUGUUGGCGACAAAGAAAUCAAAUUCUCACCGGCACUCGUCGAAGUAGCGAUAAAGGAUCUGGCGGGACGAUGGUUAGAGAUCCUCGCGAAGGCAGUCGGCGCCGGCCCCACCGACGCUGCAGAGAGCGCCUGGCCCAGGCCCUACACCGUCCAUCUGGACUUCUUCGGAGGCGGGUUCGUCGCUGCGCCCACGAGAGCCUUGCUGGGACCCGAAUCUAAGCUCGUUUUGUGGUGUUCCGGCGGCGUCAACGCCCUGCCGGACCACCUCAGCGACUAUAACUUUGCCGAAAUCGCGCGGGAGAUCUACGCGGACGAGUCACGGCGCGCAGGCCGGUCGAUGGAGGACAUCCUCGGUGAUGUCGUGUCCGCUUGGAACGGCAGCGACAAACUCGAUGGGCGCACGAUCAAGAUCGUAGGUUCAUUGGACAUAUACGACCACGAGCAUAUCGCGCGUGGCGCCGGGGGCCCUCGUGACCUUGCCCCUGUGCUCUCCGCUGCGCAGGGCUUGGCUCAGGUUGCCGAUGCCAUUAUGUGUCCCGCCAGCAGCGCAAUGGAACCCAUCGCGACCCAAUUCUCUCGAGAGUAUUACAAGAAACGCAAUCAGGAGCUCUUUCUCGUUGGCCCUCAGAUGCAUGACAGAGACUGGAAAACUCGGUCUGCGGGUCCUGGCCCUAGUGAGGAGCGUAUCAAGACUUUCCUAGAAAACGCCCGGAAACAGUUUGGGCCCGGUUCGGUGCUGUAUAUCUCAUUUGGAUCUCUUUUCUUCCCGCUUGCCACUCCACACCUCGUCGAGGUCAUGGUGGACGUGCUUCUUACUUUGAAAACACCCCUUCCGUUCGUCUUUGUCCUCGCGGGAGCGAUGGCCUCUCUGCCUCAAGAAAUUAUCGACCGGAUCCACGCCAGCGGUCGAGGACUAGUCUGCGAUUUCUGGGUCGAUCAGAAGGCGAUCUUGGAAUGCGGUACAGUCGGAUGGUUCUUGACUCAUGGGGGCUACAACUCGUUGACUGAGUCGCUGAGCCAAGGAAUUCCACUUAUUUUUUGGCCCGUCGGAGCGGAACAAGCCGUCAACGCUGCGAUGCUGUCGACUGGACCCCUUCCGAUUGGUAUUGAACUCUUUCAAAUUCGGGCUGGAGAGCAGCUGGGACCGUCCCUUCGUUCCGAUGCACCAAGCAAGAUCACAGGCACAGUCGAGGACGCACGCAUCGAGUUCGAGCAGACUUUCGGUGCGCUCAAGGGCGCCCGAGGGGAGAGACUGCGGCAGAAUGCGGUCCAUAUUGCGGAUCUGUGGCGGAAGGAGCGGAUGGAUGGAGAACCGGCACGGGAUAUUGCGAAGCUGAUAGAAUUCUGA
Messenger RNA from Mycena citricolor, 3759 nucleotides. Lineage: Eukaryota; Fungi; Basidiomycota; Agaricomycetes; Agaricales; Mycenaceae. The record is from the annotation of a GenBank genome assembly.